Branchiostoma belcheri (Belcher's lancelet) is the source of this 1050-nucleotide messenger RNA. Its product is annotated as tumor necrosis factor alpha-induced protein 8-like protein. The transcript is spliced from 4 exons. Bases 219 to 806 code for a protein of 195 amino acids. NCBI's taxonomy places the organism in Eukaryota, Metazoa, Chordata, Leptocardii, Amphioxiformes, Branchiostomatidae. Gene Ontology annotation, cellular component: cytoplasm. Gene Ontology annotation, biological process: regulation of apoptotic process. The record is from RefSeq and is a predicted model, not a curated record.
UCAUUGCAUGUCCCCCGCUAGCGGCGGCCAAUGCCGGAAGGUAGUGUUGUAUUUUAUCGAUUUUCUUCGCGCUAUUCCUGACGAUAGAAGCCUCCCCGUGUGAGGAAAUUUCGGUGGAGAGGAGGCACGGGCCUACAGAGGUAGUUCUACCCAUCCUGUUAGCCAGGGAGCUUGCGGUUGGAGGUGAGGGGCCGGGGCAAGGCGGUACAACAUACACCAUGGCGGAGUCCGGUGGGGACGCUGGAUUCAACUCCAAGAAUGUCGCGUUACGGGCGCAGAAGAAAGUCCUGAGCCGCAUGUCCACCAGAAAAGUCGCCAAAAGCUUCAUGGACGACACCACGGCUGACCUGAUGGACAACCUGUACCGCAUCGCGCGGAACCACUCGGGAAACAAACGGGAGGCCGAGAAGGUGAUGAAGGAUGCGGUGAAGAUCGUGGUCAAGAUCGGGAUCCUGUUCCGGAACGAGCAGUUCUCGCAGGAGGAACUGAGGAUCGCGAACGACUUUGUGCGGAGGUUCCGUAACCUGGCCAUGACGGUCGUCAGCUUCUACGAGGUGGACUUCACGUACGACAAGAUGUUCCUUCUCCGCUCGCUGGCGGAGUGUCGCGAGAUGCUGCACAGACUCGUGCGGAACCACCUCACCGAGAAGUCGCACGGCCGGAUAGACCACGUCUUCGACUUCUUUGGGGACGGAGCGUUCCUCGACGCCGUGUUCCAGCGGGAAAGCCCGCACAGAAAACAGCUGGGACUGAUCGUCAAGGACUUGCACACGCUCAUGGACGAAGUAGAGCCUGCACAGACAUGAACACCCCCGCCCGCUCCAAUGGUACGGCCCCCUUGCUAACGGGAUGAUUGACAGGUGACAUGCCCCCAUCAGGACCCACAACUCCUUAUAUGGAACACAACUCCUUAUAUGGAACACAACUCCUUAUAUGGAACACAACUCCUUAUAUGGAAGCAAACAAAAAGCGCUGUGACAAGAAAAUCAUCAGAACUCUGCAAUCAUGAUAGAUAAUAAUAUAACAGUUAUAAUUAUAUGUAUGACAUAC